Messenger RNA from Pipistrellus nathusii (Nathusius's pipistrelle), 546 nucleotides. The record is from the annotation of a GenBank genome assembly. Lineage: Eukaryota; Metazoa; Chordata; Mammalia; Chiroptera; Vespertilionidae.
AUGUCACUCCCCUUCGGUCCUCGGCGGGCUCUGUGGCUCCGCGCACAGCACGCACGUCCAUCCUGGACCGGCAGGGGGUUCCGCGCAGGGAUCCCGAGCUGCCCGCGCCUCAGGCACAGGCGAGGGCGCAGCCUCAGCCCCUCAUUGUGCCGCCAGGAGGAAGAGACGCGGAGCUGGAGGCCAUGGAACUGCUCCUUCCGCCCGCGGAGGGGCCCCCGGCUGCCCGGGUCGUGCGCGGGGCUCCGCCGGGUGGCCCGGGGCCUCUCGGACGCCCAGGCCGUGCUGAGCAGCCUGCCCAGCCCCGAGCUGUUUCCCGGCGUCGCCCCCACCCUGGAGCUGCUGGCGUCGGCGCGGAGGGACGUGGAGGCCUGCCUCCAGCUGGCGCGGCCAGGCUCCUCGAGGAAGGGCCCGAGGGCACCCAGGAGGCGUCCGCACCGGCGGAGAGGGGACUCGCCUGGGUGCCAUGAAGCCACAAUCGUCUUCAACCUCCUGCGCCUGCUCGCGUGGGACCUGAAGCUGGCGGCGCGCUCGGCGCCUUGCCUCUGA